ACGCGUAAAGUGCAAUGACGAAUUUAACCCCUUUUAAGAGUACCGACGGCGACAACAAACUUGUCUCUCCUCCGUCUUCCUUUCCUAGAGUGAUAGAGAAAGCAAUGGCCGACGAAGAAGAUGAGUUACCGGAGACGGAAUUAAGUUACGACCAGAAGAAGGAAAUCGCAAAAUGGUUUCUCCUCAACGCCCCCGCCGGCGAAAUCAAUUACGUCGCCAAAGAUUUAAAGGCGGUUUUGAGAGAUGAGGAAGUCUACAGCGAGGCAGCCAUGGAGGCAUUUCCAGUGUACAACAAGUCUCACUUGAUUUGCCUCGAAAUGCCCAGUAGGGCUGGUGAUGUGAUUGUUUCAUCUUACAGUGAAAUUACUGUCAAUGAGUACCUCGAUCCAAGAACUGCCCAGGUUGCCAUAGUUGAUCAUGUUAAACAGAUUUGUACAAAAGUACGGCCUGCAAAUGAUGAAGAACUUCCGUCUUCGUAUAUUGAGGAAUACAGAUAUGCUCUUGAUGCUGAAGUCCAGAGAUACGUUAGUGAAGCUUACCCAAAGGGUGUGUCUGCAGUUAACUGUGUAAAGGGGAAAGAUGCCGAUGGUCCAGGGACUGACUUUGAGCUUGUCGUUAUAAUUUCUGCCACGAAACUUAGUCCCCAAAACUUCUGUAAUGGAAGUUGGAGAUCUGUAUGGAAUAUCGAUUUCCAGGAUGAAUCCCAGGUGCUUGACAUAAAAGGGAAAUUGCAGGUAGGAGCUCAUUAUUUUGAAGAGGGAAAUGUGGAAUUAGACGCAAAAAAUGAGUUCCAUGAUUCGACAAUAUUUCAGUCCGCGGAUGAUUGCGCGAUUGCCAUUGCCAAUAUUAUCCGGCACCAUGAGACCGAAUAUCUUGCAGCUCUAGAGGUAGCGUAUUCGAAGUUGCCCGACAACACUUUCAAGGAUCUGAGGAGGAAACUUCCGGUUACGCGAACUCUUUUCCCAUGGCAAAACACCUUGCAGUUCAGCUUAACCAGAGAGGUCGAGAAAGAGCUUGGACUUGGCAAGUGAUGAUCAUCAAUUCCAGUUUUUAAAAGUCUAAUUAUCUUCUCCAUUUGUUGUGAAGUUGCUGUUAUUUAAUCUCGAUGCAAGUGAAGGAGAAAAAUAUAAUCGAUAUCAUUUGUUUAUGUUGUAUCGUAUCUUCGUUCCUCCUGGCUUUUCCGGAGAAUUAGUGUCCAAACGGCUCAUCCUUUA
Molecule: messenger RNA, 1214 nt
Organism: Eutrema salsugineum
Lineage: Eukaryota; Viridiplantae; Streptophyta; Magnoliopsida; Brassicales; Brassicaceae
Product: F-actin-capping protein subunit alpha
Exons: 10
Coding region: 15-1031 (338 amino acids)
Biological process (GO): barbed-end actin filament capping; actin cytoskeleton organization
Cellular component (GO): actin cortical patch; F-actin capping protein complex
Molecular function (GO): actin filament binding
Source: RefSeq, a predicted model, not a curated record